UAACUUUCAUCAAAUUGAGUGCACAUUUUCUUUUGCUUUAUGCUUCUUUCUGGUGUGACCCACAUUCUCAACUCACUGUUUCCCUUCCUAAAGAGAAGAAGAAGAAGCUGCCAUUAAUGCUCUGGCUCACCUCUCUGUCUUUAAUUUUCUCAUCACACUCUUCUCUUGCUUCCCCCCCAACUUCUUUCUCACCUCUAUGUGUUUAAUCCGACAACCAAACAUUCUCUCUUUAUUGAGCUCACUGUCUUCACUUAUAGGGUUUCUGUCUCCCCCUUUCUGCUAAUCUUAUCAUGGCUCAUUCAAAGGCCUUUCCUUUGCUCCUUCUUUCAUGUCUCUUGUUCUUACACAACACCCAUCAGCUCCAAAACUCUCAGACCCAGGUCCUGUACCAGCUCAGAAAACAUCUCGAGUUCCCCAAAGCUCUCGAAUCUUGGGGAACCUACUACGGAGACUUAUGUCAAAUCCCCUCAACUCCUCACAUGAGCAUCUCCUGCGAAGAAGAACAAGGUAGUAGCAACUCCGUCGUUGUCACGGAGCUCAAAGUCAUGGGAGACAAGCUUUCGAAACCAGCUGGAACGUUUUAUGGAUCUUCCCUCCAAAACCACACUCUCUCUAAAGCCUUCUUGAUUGAUUCUUUCGUCACGACCCUGACGAGGCUCACGACCUUGAAGGCUCUCACCUUAGUGUCUCUUGGUAUCUUCGGUGAGCUCCCAGCUGGGAAGAUCCACCGCUUGUACUCCCUCGAGUCCUUGGAUUUGAGUUCGAACUAUCUCUUCGGUUCCGUCCCUCCUGAUGUCACCAGAUUGGUUAGGCUUCAGAGUCUCACGCUCGAUGGGAACUACUUCAACGGCAGUGUUCCCGACGCGCUGGACUCUCUGACCGGUCUCACCGUUCUUAGUCUAAAGAACAACCGUUUCAGCGGAACGUUUCCUUCUUCGGUUUGUAGAAUCGUAAAGCUAACGAAUCUUGCUCUGUCCCACAACGAGGUCUCUGGCGAGUUGCCUGAUCUUAGUAUGUUAGAUCAUCUCCAUAUGCUUGACCUAAGAGAGAACCGGUUUGAUUCUGAACUACCUCUGCUGCCUAAGAGUUUGGUUACUGUUCUGCUGAGUAAGAACUCAUUCUCCGGUGAAGUUCCCGGAGGUUUUGAUGGUUUGUCUCAGCUUCAGCAUCUUGACUUGUCGUUUAAUCGUCUCACGGGAACUCCGUCUCGGUUCUUGUUCUCGUUGCCUAACGUUAGUUACUUGGACUUGGCGUCUAACGAGCUCAGCGGGAAGCUGCCGAGUGAUAUGACAUGCGGAGGGAAGCUCGGGUUCGUGGAUUUGUCUGAUAACAGAUUGACCGGGACUCCUCCAAGUUGCUUGGCAGGCGGCGGGUCUUCGGGUGAACGGGUUGUGAAACUCGGUGGGAACUGUUUAUCUAUUCAUGAUCAGCAUCAGGAACUCUUGUGUGAAGAAGAGGGUGGAACUAAAGGAAGAGAGCUGCGAGGAAGAAAGAUCGGAACGUUAGUUGCUGUUAUCAGUGGAGCUGUUCUGGUUCUUGUUUUGUUUGGGUUUGGACUAGUCAUGUUAUGCACAAAGCGCUCAUGUUGUGGUUCAAAAGAGAAGUCAGUGCAGCAAACUAGGCUUAAGGCUGUGACGGAUAAUACACACAACACUAGUCUCUCCUCUCAAGUUCUUGCUAGUGCCAGGCUAAUCUCUCAAACAACAAAGCUAAAUGCACAAGGUGUGCCUUCAUGCCGGUCAUUUUCUUUUGAAGAGUUAAAAGAAGCCACAGACGAUUUCAGUUCAUCACGUUUCUUAGGUGAAGGCUCCCUUGGAAAGCUAUACAGAGGAACGUUGGAAAAUGGAAGCUCCGUAGCUAUAAGAUGUCUUGUUUUAUCGAGAAAAUUCUCUAACCAAAGUAUCAGAGGUCACUUAGAUUGGAUGUCAAAACUCAACCAUCCUCACCUCCUUAGCUUCUUGGGACAUUGCACUCAAACCAGCGGAGAAUACUACGAACCUUCAGCCACCAUACUCUACCUUGUAUACGAGUAUAUGCCUAAAGGGACUUAUCGUGCACAUCUAUCAGAGUGUUGCUCGGACAAGAUCCUGACGUGGCCGGAUAGGUUAGCCAUUCUGAUUGAGAUAGCAAAGGCGGUUCAUUUUCUUCACACCGGUGUGAUCCCUGGCUCCUUCAACAAUCAGCUGAAGACGAACAAUAUUUUGCUUGACGAACACAAGAUUGCUAAGCUUAGUGACUAUGGAGUCUCUGCCAUCCUUGAAGAGAACGAAAAGCUCCUCGAGACAAAGUCAGAAGGACACAAUAAGACAAAGUACAACGUGGCUAAAAAAGAGGAUGACGUGUACAACUUUGGAUUCAUACUUCUAGAAUCUCUCGUAGGACCGUUGCCCAUUACAAAAGGAGAGGCCUUUCUUCUAAACGAAAUGACGUCAUUUGGGAGCCAAGACGGUAGACAGAAGAUAGUGAAUCCAACGGUGCUAACAACGAGCUCGCAGGAGUCUUUGGCUAUUGCCAUCUCAAUAGCCAACAAGUGCGUUUUGCUUGAACCUUCGGCGAGACCUUCUUUUGAAGAUGUUCUAUGGAACUUGCAGUAUGCAGCUCAAAUGCAGUCUGCUGCCGACGCUGAACGCAAAUCCGACACGUCGUCGUGAAUCCGGAGAGCUAGGUGAUUGAUUAGUGUUUAGUUUUUGAAGUCUACAAAAUGUAAAUUAUAGAAGUUUGGGUUUUCAAGGAAAAAGUAGUAAAAAAAUCAUAUUGAGUUUGUAGCUGGAGAACUUGACAAUCUUCAAGAACAACGUAACAGUGAGAUAGGAGAAAUGUCCAUUUCUGUACCAUAA
This is a messenger RNA of Raphanus sativus (radish), 2837 nucleotides long. RefSeq names its product probable inactive leucine-rich repeat receptor-like protein kinase At3g03770. Bases 291 to 2651 code for a protein of 786 amino acids. The transcript is spliced from 6 exons. Gene Ontology annotation, biological process: protein phosphorylation. The record is from RefSeq and is a predicted model, not a curated record. Gene Ontology annotation, cellular component: membrane. Gene Ontology annotation, molecular function: protein kinase activity; ATP binding; protein binding. Lineage: Eukaryota; Viridiplantae; Streptophyta; Magnoliopsida; Brassicales; Brassicaceae.